AUGGCCCCCCAAACUCGCAAGAGAAAGGUUUCUGCCACUGGCAAGUUUUUACUAUUGGUGUACACGCGCAAACAUGCUAACAACUGGGCAGAGAGCAACGAUCCACAAGAUACACCCCCUAAGAAAACAACACGAGCCGCGCGAAAGACGGCUCCAAAGGCAGCAGGACAACGAAAAGGCAAGACCGCUACCAACAAAGAGGUGGAUUUUCCGACAAAUUUACAAACAGCGCAAGGCAGCGAAGCAAAGAAGCAAGUUCAGAAGCAAGGAAGCGAUCUUGUCAAGGAAAUUGAUAACGAGCUCAAGACACGAAUUCCGCAGAUAGACCACAGUGAAUUGAUGAAAGACCUCUCGCCAGAUCUUGCCACUGUUCUACCUUGGAUGCGCUCUUCGCCAGCUUCGGCCAAGGAUACACAAACAUACCCUCAACUAUUGCUUAAGGCUCUCGAUGAUCUACAAAUCCACGUCAGUGCUUACGAGAGAACGGUCAACCAAGAUACUGGGAUCAGGGCGCCGAAUCAGAUGCGCUGGGUGCAAGAUGCUAAAGACUUGGAAGGCAUGAGCCAGCAUGGGCUACAAAUGGUUACAAAGAUCAUCAAUCACACUGUCAUGCCUGACGUUUACGAACUUCCUACCAAGCCUGACGAGAGUGAAAGUGGUGUUGAAGAAGUGGCAUGGGAGCUCAUCGAGGAAGCUCUGCCGGAAGAGUCUAAUGAGAUAUGGGGAAAGAUUGCUCAGGGUCAUGUAAAGGCUUUGACUGAGGUGAUGAAGGUACUUCCAGUGGGAGAAGAGGAGGUAAUCUGUUCGGAAUGA
This is a messenger RNA of Fusarium venenatum, 813 nucleotides long. The record is from RefSeq and is a predicted model, not a curated record. NCBI's taxonomy places the organism in Eukaryota, Fungi, Ascomycota, Sordariomycetes, Hypocreales, Nectriaceae.